Molecule: messenger RNA, 2852 nt
Organism: Xenopus laevis (African clawed frog)
Lineage: Eukaryota; Metazoa; Chordata; Amphibia; Anura; Pipidae
Gene: slc30a5.S
Product: solute carrier family 30 (zinc transporter), member 5 S homeolog
Exons: 16
Coding region: 220-2553 (777 amino acids)
Biological process (GO): metal ion transport; monoatomic cation transport; zinc ion import into Golgi lumen
Cellular component (GO): membrane; cytoplasmic vesicle; Golgi apparatus
Molecular function (GO): monoatomic cation transmembrane transporter activity; zinc ion transmembrane transporter activity; metal ion transmembrane transporter activity
Source: RefSeq, a predicted model, not a curated record
UGCCUGUAGUUUGGUGACAUCAGCAGGUCAGGUGACUGUGACGGGCCUGAUCGUCUGAGACCGGCUAGUUGGCAGUGCUGAAGGCUGCUUGUGGGGGGGAAGUAUGUGUUUGUGCUGCGGUUUGACUGUCCUUAUGUAGUUUGCCCUCGGUGUUUCCGUAGAUGAAGCUGUAGCUCCCUAUUGGCGGAAGUCUUGUUCCCAAGAGGGAGACUCGCAGACAUGGAGGAGAAGUACAGCAGUAAUGUCAUGAGCAGCGGCCGCCUGGGGCCAGUGGAUGCGCCAGAGUCCAGGUUAACUCGAUACAUUGUGCUCCUGUGCUUCACAAAGUUUUUGAAGGCUCUUGGAAUAUUUGAAUCCUAUGAUCUAUUAAAAGUGGUCCACAUUGUACAGUUUAUCUUUAUAUUAAAACUAGGUUCUGGAUGUUUCAUGGUUUUGUUUCAAAAGCCAUUUUCGUCUGGAAAGACAAUUACAAAACGACAGUGGGUCAGUAUUGUAAAACAUGCUUUUGUAAGCUGCAUUAUCUCACUCCUGUGGUUCUUUGGCCUGACGCUCUGUGGCCCACUAAGGACCUUGCUGCUGUUUGAGCAUAGUGAUAUUGUAGUCAUUUCAUUGCUCGCUGUGCUUUUUACUGGUUCUGGAGGAGGGCCAUCCAAGACUCGGGGAGCUGCAUUCUUUAUUAUUGCCGUGAUAUGUUUGCUGCUUUUUGAUAAUGAUGAUCUCAUGGCGAAAAUAGCUGAGCACCCUGAAGGGCGCCAUGACAGUGCACUCACACACUUCAUGUACCGAGCUUUUUCACUCUUAGGAGUUGCUGACCAUAAGGGAGGAGUACUGCUGCUUGUGUUGGCUUUAUGUUUCAAUGUUGGUUUUCACACAGCUUCCAGAAAGCUCUCUUUAGAUAUUGGUGGUGCCAAGCGUCUUCAGGCUUUGUCUCACCUUGUCUCUGUAAUAAUACUGUGCCCAUGGGUCAUCUUCCUUUCUGCAACUACCGAGAGCAAAGUAGAGUCCUGGUCUGCACUCGUAAUGCCUUUUAUGACUGUCAUUUUUUCUGUCAUGAUUAUGGAUUUUUACGUAGAAUCUGUUUGUUCUGUUAAAAUGGAGCCUUCAAAAUGUGCUCGUUAUGGGUCCUUCCUCAUUUUUACUAGCGCGCUGCUAUUGGGUAAUUUCUGGACCCAUCCAAUAACUGAUCAGCUGCGGGCCAUGAAUAAACCUGCACAUCAGCAGAGUACUGAGCAUGUGCUGUCUGGGGGUGUAGUGGUCAGUGCCAUCUUCUUCAUUCUGUCUGCACAAAUCUUGGCAUCAUCUUCAAGAAAAGGACAGAAGGGCACGCUGGUGGGUUACUCCCCUGAGGGCACACCGCUGUAUAACUUUAUGGGAGAUGCUUUGCACAAUACUUCCCCCUCCAUGCCCAGGUUCCUGAAAGAUUCACUGAAGCAAAUCCUAGACGAGUACGACUCCAGACAGAUCUUCUACUUCCUGUGUCUAAAUCUGGCUUUCACGUUUGUGGAAAUCUUCUAUGGAGUGUGGACCAAUAGUCUGGGGUUAUUAUCUGAUGGCUUCCACAUGUUGUUUGACUGCUCUGCAUUAGUGAUGGGCCUUAUUGCUGCAUUAAUGUCUCGGUGGAAAGCAACCCGAAUCUUUUCUUAUGGGUAUGGCCGGGUAGAAAUUCUGUCUGGGUUUAUCAACGGGCUGUUCCUGGUGGUUAUAUCAUUUUUCGUGUUUAUUGAGGCUGUGGCCAGGAUAUUUGACCCUCCAGACAUCAAUACAGACAUGCUUACACCUGUCUCAGUUGGAGGACUGAUCGUAAACCUUGUUGGUAUCUGUGCUUUCAGCCAUGCCCAUUCCCACGGGGCUUCACGAGGAGGUUGUCCUUCUCAUGAUCACGGCCAUUCUCACCACGGACACAGUCACGGGCACAACCACAGUCACUCGCAUAGUGACCACGGGCAUACCCAUAACCAUGGACAUAACCACAACCAUGGACACGCUCAUGGGUCUGCUGGAGUAGGGAUGAAUGCAAAUAUGAGAGGUGUGUUCUUACACGUACUGGCAGAUACACUUGGAAGUGUUGGAGUGAUUGUAUCCACCAUCCUGAUUCGACAGUUCGGCUGGCUGAUUGCAGACCCCUUAUGCUCACUAUUCAUUGCCGUCUUAAUAUUUGCCAGUGUUCUACCUUUGCUUAAGGAUGCCUGUCAGGUGAUUCUUCUGAGGAUACCACCAGAAACUGAAAAAGGAGUAAACAUUGCACUUGAAAAGAUAUCUAACCUUGAUGGUCUAAUCUCCUACCGGGAUCCACAUUUCUGGCGCCAUUCUGCCUCUCUCAUUGCAGGGACUAUACAUGUUCAGGUGCUGUCAGAUGUUGUAGAGCAGAGGAUCAUCCAGCAGGUGACGUCCAUUCUAAAGGAUGCAGGAGUGAAUAACCUCACAGUGCAAGUAGAGAAAGAAUCUUACUUCCAGCACAUGUCUGGCCUAAGUGCCGCAUUUCAAGAUGUCCUUGUCAUGACCAAACAGAUGGACACUAUCAAAUACUACAAGGAUGGCACUUAUAUCAUGUGACCGAAAACCUCAACGUCUAAACAGUAUUCAUCCGUCUUUUUUUGUCCUGGGAAUAAACGCACAGACUUUGUACAUAGUUGUACAGAUAUAAGACUUUCUAUAGAUUUUAUAAGUCACCGUUCUUCUGUCUUUUUAGAGACUGGAUCGGGAUGUUUUAUAUAUAAAUAUGGAUUGUGGUAAGAAUGGCUCUUUAUUUUAAAAUAAUGGGAUUGAGAUCUUCAGUGUUUUGUCUUUGUAUAAUAAUAAAUCUCGUGGUGGCCACUCCUUCAAGAGUUGGUUCAUUUCACCAUUCCUACAGA